Molecule: messenger RNA, 662 nt
Organism: Nicotiana attenuata
Lineage: Eukaryota; Viridiplantae; Streptophyta; Magnoliopsida; Solanales; Solanaceae
Exons: 1
Coding region: 92-412 (106 amino acids)
Source: RefSeq, a predicted model, not a curated record
CCUACGGAUAAAAUUAAAGAAUACUUGUUUGAUAAACCUUUGGGAACAAUUAAUAUUCUUUUUCCGUGCUACCUUUUUGCAAUAUAAGUAGAUGAAGAGGUUUAAUACUACUUUAUUAGUAUUCUUAGGCCUUGUUGUUGUGUGCUGUGUUCAACCAGGAAAAGGAAGUAGGUUGUUGCAUGAAAAAGAGUUGAUGAAAUUGCAGUCUCUUCAAAGAGGUCCAGUCCCUCCAUCUGGACCAUCUGGUUGCACCAAUAUCCCUGGAAAUGGUGGCUCUGGCUCAGGUUGCCCACUCAAUGAAAUGCACUUUGCUGGUCGACAUGUUAAUUUGUUAAGAGCUACUUCUGCCUAUCCCACCAGCCUCAUGGUUCAUUUUGGUGUCGCUGUUAAUCGGGAUGAAGCUCUUCUAUAGUGCAACAACUGCUUUACCCAUAAAAAAAAUUAUAUUAGCAAGAUGGUUUCUUUUAUUUUAUUUUUUUAAUUCUUUACAUUAAUUUCUUGGAACUCCUUUUUGGAUUUCCUUUGGGAGGGUUGGUGGGAGACCGCUAGCUAGCGUUUCAGAUAUUCCAUUUUUUUCAUUUGUUUGUAAAUUAGGUAUAGAAGAUAUUUGUUUCUCAAUUGUAUGCCAAUUUGUUGAUCAUAUAAAAGAUCUUGUUUAAGCA